UCCGAAUUGAACCAUUGAACAGUCUCAGUUCGCAGCUCAAAUUGGAAAAAGGCGACGGGCGAGAACACUCCCGAAAUCGCCAGUGCGAGCACUCAAAGUAACACAAAAUAAUAAUAAUAAGUAGCCAGCUGUUUGCGUUCGCGUGCUUUGAAGCCGUACGAAAAUGAGAUUGGUGAUACUGGAGACCAGCGAUUCGGUUGGCAAGUGGGCGGCCAAGUAUGUGAUGAAACGAAUAAUUGACUUCCAGCCAAGCGCCGAUAGAUACUUUGUGUUGGGCCUGCCCACCGGAUCCACUCCACUGGGAAUGUACAAAGAACUGAUUGAGUUCCACAAGCAGGGCAAGGUGUCCUUCCAGUAUGUGAAAACCUUUAACAUGGACGAGUAUGUGGGUCUGCCCAGGGACCACCACGAAAGCUAUCACUACUUCAUGUGGAACAACUUCUUCAAGCACAUCGACAUUGAACCCAAGAACGUCCACAUUUUGGAUGGCAAUGCAGCCGAUCUGGUGGCGGAGUGCAAUAAGUUCGAGGAUCAGAUCCGCGAGGCUGGCGGAGUAGAGCUGUUCAUCGGUGGCAUCGGACCCGACGGGCACAUUGCCUUCAAUGAACCGGGAUCCUCGUUGGUGUCAAGGACCCGUGUGAAGACCCUGGCGCAGGAUACGCUGGAAGCGAACGCCCGUUUCUUCGAAAACGAUAUGAGCAAGGUGCCGAAGCAGGCUUUGACGGUGGGCGUUGGCACUGUGAUGGACUCCAAGGAGGUGAUGAUCCUGAUCACAGGAGCCCACAAGGCGUUCGCCCUGUACAAGGCCAUCGAGGAGGGCGUGAACCACAUGUGGACCGUCAGUGCCUUCCAGCAGCAUGCCAACACCCUGAUGAUCUGCGACGAGGAUGCCACGCUGGAGUUGAGGGUUAAGACCGUGAAGUACUUCAAGGGCAUUCUCAGAGAUCUAGACGAAGACUCCCGACAGGAGGCCUAAACAUACUGAUUUUGUAGCCUUAUGGACGUUCAUUCCAAGCUGAUAGAGCAACAAAAGACGACGUAGCCCCUGAAAUUCGACAUCAUCAAAACCAUAAAGUAUAGAGUUUCAAAUCAAACGAAUUUUUAUACGAAUCAUAUUUUUUGUAUAUGUUAAUAUUUCAGAUUUUAUAAAGUUUUGUGAAAAGCAAAGA
Messenger RNA from Drosophila biarmipes, 1169 nucleotides. It is a transcript of the gene Oscillin, whose product is annotated as glucosamine-6-phosphate isomerase. Gene Ontology annotation, cellular component: cytoplasm. Gene Ontology annotation, biological process: D-glucosamine catabolic process; carbohydrate metabolic process; N-acetylneuraminate catabolic process. NCBI's taxonomy places the organism in Eukaryota, Metazoa, Arthropoda, Insecta, Diptera, Drosophilidae. The record is from RefSeq and is a predicted model, not a curated record. Gene Ontology annotation, molecular function: identical protein binding; glucosamine-6-phosphate deaminase activity. The transcript has 6 exons. Bases 164 to 976 code for a protein of 270 amino acids.